Molecule: messenger RNA, 3478 nt
Organism: Camelus dromedarius (Arabian camel)
Lineage: Eukaryota; Metazoa; Chordata; Mammalia; Artiodactyla; Camelidae
Gene: CLDN12
Product: claudin 12
Exons: 3
Coding region: 202-936 (244 amino acids)
Cellular component (GO): plasma membrane
Source: RefSeq, a predicted model, not a curated record
UCCUGGGGCGCUGAGAGGGAGACGCUCCAAGAGGCUCCUCCGUGUGGGCGAGUAAAAUGCCCUGGAUGUGAGAAGCAGGCCCAGAUCAUCUCUACUGUGUGUUCAAAUGUGCAUGUAUUUCUUCUGAGUUGAUUAAAGUUGUUUUAGAACUAUCACGUACCUCAAAGAUCUGACUGACCACACUGCACAAGCCUGCCUGCCAUGGGCUGUCGGGAUGUCCAUGCAGCCACAGUCCUCUCCUUCCUGUGUGGAAUCGCCUCAGUUGCAGGCCUCUUUGCGGGGACUCUGCUUCCCAACUGGAGAAAAUUACGACUGAUCACGUUCAACAGAAACGAGAAGAACCUGACCGUUUACACAGGCCUGUGGGUGAAGUGUGCCCGAUACGACGGGGGCAAUGACUGCCUGAUGUACGACACUACGUGGUACUCAUCAGUUGACCAGCUGGACCUGCGGGUCCUACAGUUUGCCCUGCCCCUCAGCAUCCUGAUCGCAAUGGGUGCCCUGCUGCUCUGCCUGAUUGGAAUGUGUAACACUGCCUUCAGGUCCUCCGUGCCCAACAUCAAACUGGCCAAGUGUCUGGUCAAUAGUGCAGGAUGUCACCUGGUGGCCGGGCUGCUGUUUUCCCUGGCAGGUACUGUGAGCCUCUCCCCAUCCAUCUGGGUCAUCUUUUACAACAUCCACCUGAACAAGAAGUUUGAGCCAGUCUUUACGUUUGACUAUGCAGUGUAUGUCACUAUUGCUAGUGCUGGGGGCCUGUUUAUGACUUCCCUUCUACUGUUUAUUUGGUACUGCGCAUGCAAAUCUCUGCCUUCUCCUUUCUGGCAACCACUGUACUCCCAUCCUCCCAGUAUGCAUACUUACUCACAGCCCUAUUCAGCACGCUCCCGCCUCUCUGCCAUCGAAAUCGACAUUCCAGUAGUUUCACACACCACCUAAUGGGGAAGUAGUUGUUAAAGCAAGCUUGUAGCCUCACAUUUUCCUUGUGCAAGGAGCUCUUUUGGGCCUGUAUACAUUUUCCUUUGUUUCUAACCAUUCAAUGAAGCCAAAUUUGUAUGUCUUAGUAGAAUAAAGUGCUGCUAGUUUUUAUGAAAAGUACAUUAUUUUAAAUGUGAAUCAUUCCUUUUAUCUUGCUUCUUAUGCUAGAAGGAUUUUUAACCUCCAUUUGAUAUCUGGUCAGUUAUUUAGGGGAAAGUACUGGUAUCUCAUUUGACGUGAUGUAGAGCAACAUAGUACAGUAAAAAAUGCUUGCUAAGAGGAGCUGUUGUAUGCAAUCUUUAUGACUAUUUCAGAAUGUGUAUUGCCCAUUUUCUAUAAUACCUUAAAUUGGGAAAGAAGGGCAAUUUCAAAUUUAAGAAAUUUUUUUCAGGUAAGGGCAAUAUUUUAACAGUAGCCAGUCUACCAGCUUAAGGCUAUAACUUUUCUCACUUCUUUCUCGGGGCUAAUUGUAUUGAAUAGAGUUUGGUAUUUUGAAGAUGAUUUUCUUUUGUGAGUUCCUUAUCUUCUACCUCAUGCCUGUGUUUAAAAAUAAAAUGUAUUUUAAGUAAUGUCAGAGAGAAUAAGCCUAACACUUAAAAUAUCUAUUAGUAUGGAUAACAUUUAACAUAAUUUUUAAAGUUAAUGGUUCUAUAAGUUGUAUUAUUAGAAUUAAAAUGUGCCAUGUGAUGGACUGGUGCUUCCUCUGAGGCAGAAAAACUUUUUUUCCAGAUACCAUCCACUAAGUAGUACUCAUGCCGAUGUAUAUCUCUUAGUGACUAAGCGAAAGAAAUAAAAAGGUCCGAGUGGUUUGUUCUCCCUUAGACAAGAAUUUAUUGGUAGGGAAGAAACAUCUUUUCUUUGGUGACAACAUUAGAGAUUUAUUCUGGUCACUGCCUUUUGAGUGAUGUGUGAAGUAUGGCUUCAAUAUGACCACAUUCACCUUUGAUUCAGUUCCUGCCCCAUCACUGAUUAUUUCUUUGAGCAUAUAUCUUUGCCCAAUACUUUACUAGGUGCUAUAAAGGAUACAUGAAAAGUAUGAGAUCUGGUCCCAUACCAAUUUAAUUCAAUAGAGAAGAUCAGAUUGUUAUCUGACAAUUCGAGAACAGUCUGACUUCACUGGCAGCUGGUCUUCACUUCUCAGUCAUUUAUCCAGGAAUGUAUUUCACCCAGAGACAUGGCUUUCUAGCAGGCAGGCUUAUUGUACAAUAGCAGCCAUAUUCUGAAACCUAGAAAUUCAAUUUGUUGGAUCCUUUGGAGCACCUUCCUUAGCCUAGACACUGUAAUAACACUAUAUCAGAUUUGUGAGAAUGGGCAAAAGUGAUAAAAGAAGUUAAAUUGUUCCCUUUUCACCUCUGAAAGUAUGAUGAUGUAUUGAAGAGGGAGGAGCAACUAAAAUCUCUCUUCUAAUGGGGUAACCUUUAGAGGAAACCAGUUAACACUGAGAUGAAUGCUUAGAAAUUUAGGGAUAUUGGGUCUUUACCCUUAUGAAUUUGAGCUGCUUAAUUGGUAUAAUUCGCUACACACUGGUACUGUGUUCAUGGGGAUUUUGUUCUAUUACCCAUUAGAAAUUUCACAAACAACUAGUUGCAUGAAUAUUGUGCCUCUUUUACAAAUCUGAGUAUGAUUCUGGUACUUCUGUGGAUGUAAGUGGUACUUUUGUUUCUAAUUCCAAACAAUAGUUUAUGUAUAUAGCAAGAAAAUCCAGUUGUAUAAUUUUUAAAUGCCAUCAGUUGAAAGCAUGCAAGAUUAUGAUUUUUCAGUUGUAGCUUCUGAUUUCCUUUAGUUCUUUUAACUCUUCUCAGAUGUAGCUGAGUCUUGAUUAUUCCAAGACAAUGGCAUAUAGAAUUUUGAGAUUAAUAUUAAUUUCCCCCUUUGCUAAUUAAUUUCUGUCCACUCACUAAUUUUGUCCAGAAGUGUCAAGAAUUCCACCAUUUCUUUAUAUAAACAGUGUUGAAAACAGACUCAGCCAUUAACAUUCCAGAUACUUUUUUAGUCAAUGGGAUCAUACAUAAAAAUGUUAAACUUUUCCUAUAAGAAUCUUUUGGAUUCUUUUCAUAAUCUGUAGCCUCAAAUUAGUAUUUAUAUUCACUAGGCAAAAGAAACAGUUGUUUCCUUUAUUGUCUUUAAUACUUCAUAUUUGCGAUCAGGAGCUAUUCUUCAAAGCCAUCAAAGGAAAGCAAAUAUUUAUGAUUCUUUUUAGUAACUUUUGAGUACUCACCAGGCUAUCAUUGUUAUGGGGGAUAUAUUUUUUCAUUGCUACAAGUCUGAUAAUGUUAAGGGCCUUUUUACAGAAGCCAGCUUGGAAAACACCUUAGAAAACUUUAAAUGUGGUAUGAUGCACCAGAUUUGGCUUAUCCAGCCAUGGGAGAAAAAAACCCCUGUGUUUACCUUACCUGUGAAUAUACACUGUAGUAGGUAAUAUGUUUCCUGUAAACUGCAAUGUAAAACCUCAAUAAAACUGCACUGUACUUCUUGAUGUUUAUUAAAAGAUGUAUUUUUACAA